UUCGAUGCGAUUUGGCCCAUCAAGGAGAAAAAAGAUCCCAAGUUUGGAAGUAUUACGGCAACGAUCCCCGUCAGCAGUAACCAUUUAGCUAUAGGCUAUGAGAACGGAACCAUAUGCGUGAUACCGCUAUCGUUGGCGUUGUUGCAUCUGUCAGAUCUAUCGCAGUAUGUGGAGCAUCGUUCGAGCGUGCGUGUAUUUGAGCGAGCUCACAAGGGUCCAGUCACUUGCUUGAUUGUGCAUGAAUCACACCAACACCAGUACCUACUUUCGGGUGGCCGUGAUGGUGCUGUCAAGAUAUGGAAUCUCAUGUAA
Zychaea mexicana is the source of this 312-nucleotide messenger RNA. RefSeq lists its product as uncharacterized. NCBI's taxonomy places the organism in Eukaryota, Fungi, Mucoromycota, Mucoromycetes, Mucorales, Lichtheimiaceae. Gene Ontology annotation, molecular function: protein binding. The transcript is spliced from 2 exons. The annotation marks the transcript as partial. The record is from RefSeq and is a predicted model, not a curated record.